CAGGAGGAGCCGUGGGGGCAGCGACGGCUCUUCGCCACCGACGCCGCCGAACGGGCUAGCGGCGGCCAGGAGCUCGGGCCCAGCGGCCAGGCGCUGGGUGGAGCGCCGCUGGCCUACGGGCCGCCCGGCUAUAGGUGGCACGACUCCGUGGUGGUGGGGCGCAUGUCUGCCUUGGCGUUGCGCUACUUCGCAUGGAGGGCCACGAAGAGGCCCAUGGAGGCGUGGAAGGCCCUCGUCGCCGCGGCCGGCGCCGGGGAGGCGGAGCGGGCGGGGCGGCAGCGCCGCCGCGCCCUGCAGCACUGGCGCGGCCACGCCGCCGCCCGCAGCGGGCACCUGCGCGGCAAGCUGCCGCUGCUGCGGGCCCUGGUGCGGCUGCAGCGGAGGGCCUUGGGCCCCGCCUGGGACCGGGUGCGGCACGCCGCGGCGGCCGGGAGGGACCUGGAGCGCAGGCUGCGGCUGCUCCACCUGAUCCAGCUGCGGACGCUGGACACAAUGGCCCGGGCGCGAUACUACCAGACAGGGCGGGGAAAUUUGCGAUGUGAAAG
Messenger RNA from Prorocentrum cordatum, 545 nucleotides. NCBI's taxonomy places the organism in Eukaryota, Dinophyceae, Prorocentrales, Prorocentraceae. The record is from the annotation of a GenBank genome assembly.